AUGUCUCAGGAUCAGUUGGUAGACUUGAUAGUACAGAAGUUCGUCGGAAGUUCAUUCGUAUCGUUAGAAUUUAUUCCUAUUGCUUGGCUGUCUGACUUUGUUGUCAAAAUCAAAGUUCCACUUGAAAAUGAAAUCGACUUCCUUUUAAUUGCACUGUCUGCAACCUUAACGCUUUCAGAAGAGAGUGUAGAAGAUGAUGCAGCGGCAGAAGCGGCCGCAGAAGGAACGGAGGAAGCAGACGAAGCUGAAAAAGACGAAGCUGAGAACGACGAAGCCAGUGACGACGAAGUGAAAGAGGAAGACGAUGUUUUGGUUCUAACAACCAAAACAUUCGACUCUGUGGUGAACGAUAAAGAUAUCAUACUAGUCGAGUUCUACGCACCAUGGUGUGGCCACUGCAAACAGCUAGCCCCGCAAUAUGCCAAAGCUGCCAAAAGAAUGAAAGAGAAUGAUCCUCCUGUACCAUUUGCUAAAGUUGAUGCCACCGAAGAAAAAGAUCUUGGGUCACGGUAUGAAGUCAGCGGCUACCCUACUCUGAAGGUCUUUCGCAAGGGAGAAGCACAUGAUUAUGAUGGGCCCCGAGAUGAAGAAGGUACAGAAGACAAGCAUAAUGAAAAAAAAUGUUUGAACCCUUUAACUUCUAUGGCGAAUGGCAGUUUUUCCCAAAUCAGUAUUAAAAAAAUGAUAAAUAAAUAAAUAAAUUAAUUAAUUAAUAAAGACUCUCUACCUGUGUACAAUAUUAUAUGCCAUUCAAAAGCCACUGAUCAGGUUAUUUAAGAAUUGACAUUUAUUCAGCAGC
This is a messenger RNA of Orbicella faveolata, 799 nucleotides long. Its product is annotated as protein disulfide-isomerase A4-like. NCBI's taxonomy places the organism in Eukaryota, Metazoa, Cnidaria, Anthozoa, Scleractinia, Merulinidae. Gene Ontology annotation, molecular function: protein disulfide isomerase activity. The record is from RefSeq and is a predicted model, not a curated record. Gene Ontology annotation, biological process: protein folding; response to endoplasmic reticulum stress. Gene Ontology annotation, cellular component: cell surface; endoplasmic reticulum.